AUGACGUAUAAACCUUCAGUAAGAUUGUUUAUAGGAGCACCAGGCAAAGAGGCUCAUCUUGGUAUAUUACAAGAAUACUACGGGAAAAUAAAAUCUGGGACUCUCAGCUGGAGAAUUAUAAACGAUCUCAUUGAUGGAAUGUUUUCCAAUGAUUAUGGAGGUGACGUUCUCGGCCGAAAGAAACUCGAGUUUUAUGGAAAUGAUGGUGUUUGCCUCUUCAAAUUUUUUGUUAAACCUAAUGACCCACAAAGAUUUUAUACUUGGACAAUCCUGGCGAUGAACAUGCUCUGUUUUAUUAUCAUCUCAAUAUCUUACAUAUACAUCAACAUUACAGCUAAUGCAGCCAGCCAGAAAAUCGGAAACAAGAACAGAAAACUACAACAAAAAAUAUCACUGAUCAUUGCGACAGAUUUCUUCUGUUGGUUACCUAUUGUCAUCGCAUGCUGCCUUCAUUCCAGUGAAGUUAUCGACGCAACACCCUGGUACCCAAUCAUUUCAAUAAUAUUUCUACCAAUAAACUCGGUUAUCAACCCUUUACUGUACAACGAUUUUGUUGCGAAUUCUGCAAGUUCACUGUUUAAGUGGUUGGAAACAACUCUGAAACCAAAGUGUGCUCAAGAAGUGCCUGCUGAUCCGGGUGAUGGUAUUGGUCACCCUACCACAGGGAUACACGUAAAAACACUCACCAGGAAAUUGGAAAACAAUGUGCAGAAUGUGGUAAAUAACGUUGGUAAGAAAACUGAUAACCCAGUUCAAAAUGACAUCGAACAAGACCCAGUUCAAAAUAUGCGAGAUAACGUUGAACAAGGCAAGAAAACCGAUAGCCCAUAUCAAAAUGACAUUGAACAAGGUAGAAAAACUGAUAAACCAGUUCAAAAUGUGCAAAUUCACAUUGAACGAGGCCAGAAAACUGAUAACCCAGAUCAAGAUGUGCAAGAUGACAUUGGACAAGGCAAGAAAACAGGUAACCCAGAUCAAGAUGACAUUGGACAAGGCAAGAAAACAGGUAACCCAGAUCAAGAGGACAUUGGACAAGGCAAGAAAACAGAAAACCCAGAUCAAGAGGACAUUGGACAAGGCAAGAGAACAGAUAACCCAGGUCAAGAUGACAUUGGACAAGGCAAGAAAACAGGUAACCCAGAUCAAGAUGACAUUGGACAAGGCAAGAAAACAGCAAGAGAACAGAUAACUCAGAUCAAGAUGAUAUUGGACAAGGCAAGAAAACAGAAAACCCAGAUCAAGAGGACAUUGGACAAGGCAAGAGAACAGAUAACCCAGGUCAAGAUGACAUUGGACAAGGCAAGAAAACAGAUAACCCAGGUCAAGAUGACAUUGGACAAGGCAAGAAAACAGAUAACCCAGAUCAAGAUGACAUUGGACAAGGCAAGAAAACAGGUAACCCAGAUCAAGAUGACAUUGGACAAGGCAAGAAAACAGAUAACCCAGAUCAAGCUGUGCAAGAUGAUAUUGGACACGGCAAGAAAACAGGUAACCCAGGUCAAGAUGACAUUGGACAAGGCAAGAAAACAGGUAACCCAGAUCAAGAUGACAUUGGACAAGGCAAGAAAACAGGUAACCCAGAUCAAGAUGACAUUGGACAAGGCAAGAAAACAGGUAACCCAGAUCAAGAUGACAUUGGACAAGGCAAGAAAACAGGUAACCCAGAUCAAGAUGACAUUGGACAAGGCAAGAAAACAGGUAACUCAGAUCAAGCUGUGCAAGAUGAUAUUGGACACGGCAAGAAAACAGGUAACUCAGAUCAAGCUGUGCAAGAUGAUAUUGGGCACGGCAAGAAAACAGGUAACCCAGAUCAAGAUGAUAUUGGACAAGGCAAGAAAACAGAUAACCCAGAUCAAGAUGACAUUGGACAAGGCAAGAAAACAGAUAACCCAGGUCAAGAUGACAUUGGACAAGGCAAGAAAACAGAUAACCCAGAUCAAGAUGACAUUGGACAAGGCAAGAAAACAGGUAACCCAGAUCAAGAUGACAUUGGACAAGGCAAGAAAACAGAUAACCCAGAUCAAGCUGUGCAAGAUGAUAUUGGACACGGCAAGAAAACAGGUAACCCAGGUCAAGAUGACAUUGGACAAGGCAAGAAAACAGAAAACAGGUAACCCAGAUCAAGAUGACAUUGGACAAGGCAAGAAAACAGGUAACCCAGAUCAAGAUGACAUUGGACAAGGCAAGAAAACAGGUAACCCAGAUCAAGAUGACAUUGGACAAGGCAAGAAAACAGGUAACUCAGAUCAAGCUGUGCAAGAUGAUAUUGGACACGGCAAGAAAACAGGUAACUCAGAUCAAGCUGUGCAAGAUGAUAUUGGGCACGGCAAGAAAACAGGUAACCCAGAUCAAGAUGAUAUUGGACAAGGCAAGAAAACAGGUAACCCAGAUCAAGAUGACAUUGGACAAGGCAAGAAAACAGAUAACCCAGAUCAAGAUGACAUUGGACAAGGCAAGAAAACAGGUAACCCAGAUCAAGAUGACAUUGGACAAGGCAAGAAAACAGAUAACCCAGAUCAAGCUGUGCAAGAUGAUAUUGGACACGGCAAGAAAACAGGUAACCCAGGUCAAGAUGACAUUGGACAAGGCAAGAAAACAGGUAACCCAGAUCAAGAUGACAUUGGACAAGGCAAGAAAACAGGUAACCCAGAUCAAGAUGACAUUGGACAAGGCAAGAAAACAGGUAACCCAGAUCAAGAUGACAUUGGACAAGGCAAGAAAACAGGUAACCCAGAUCAAGAUGACAUUGGACAAGGCAAGAAAACAGGUAACCCAGAUCAAGAUGACAUUGGACAAGGCAAGAAAACAGAUAACCCAGAUCAAGAUGACAUUGGACAAGGCAAGAAAACAGAUAACCCAGAUCAAGAUGACAUUGGACACGGCAAGAAAACAGGUAACCCAGAUCAAGAUGACAUUGGACAAGACAAGAAAACAGAUAACCCAGAUCAAGAUGACAUUGGACAAGGCAAGAAAACAGAUAACCCAGAUCAAGCUGUGCAAGAUGAUAUUGGACACGGCAAGAAAACAGGUAACCCAGAUCAAGAUGACAUUGGACAAGGCAAGAAAACAGGUAACCCAGAUCAAGAUGACAUUGGACAAGGCAAGAAAACAGGUAACCCAGAUCAAGAUGACAUUGGACAAGACAAGAAAACAGAUAACCCAGAUCAAGAUGACAUUGGACAAGGCAAGAAAACAGAUAACCCAGAUCAAGAUGACAUUGGACAAGGCAAGAAAACAGAUAACCCAGAUCAAGAUGACAUUGGACAAGGCAAGAAAACAGAUAACCCAGAUCAAGAUGACAUUGGACACGGCAAGAAAACAGGUAACCCAGAUCAAGAUGACAUUGGACAAGACAAGAAAACAGAUAACCCAGAUCAAGAUGACAUUGGACAAGGCAAGAAAACAGAUAACCCAGAUCAAGAUGACAUUGGACAAGGCAAGAAAACAGAUAACCCAGAUCAAGAUGACAUUGGACAAGGCAAGAAAACAGAUAACCCAGAUCAAGAUGACAUUGGACAAGGCAAGAAAACAAAUAACCCAGAUCAAGAUGACAUUGGACAAGGCAAGAAAACAGGUAACCCAGAUCAAGAUGACAUUGGACAAGGCAAGAAAACAGAUAACCCAGAUCAAGCUGUGCAAGAUGAUAUUGGACACGGCAAGAAAACAGGUAACCCAGGUCAAGAUGACAUUGGACAAGGCAAGAAAACAGGUAACCCAGAUCAAGAUGACAUUGGACAAGGCAAGAAAACAGGUAACCCAGAUCAAGAUGAUAUUGGGCACGGCAAGAAAACAGGUAACCCAGAUCAAGAUGACAUUGGACAAGACAAGAAAACAGAUAACCCAGAUCAAGAUGACAUUGGACAAGGCAAGAAAACAGAUAACCCAGAUCAAGAUGACAUUGGACAAGGCAAGAAAACAGGUAACCCAGAUCAAGAUGACAUUGGACAAGGCAAGAAAACAGAUAACCCAGAUCAAGCUGUGCAAGAUGAUAUUGGACACGGCAAGAAAACAGGUAACCCAGGUCAAGAUGACAUUGGACAAGGCAAGAAAACAGGUAACCCAGAUCAAGAUGACAUUGGACAAGGCAAGAAAACAGGUAACCCAGAUCAAGAUGACAUUGGACAAGGCAAGAAAACAGGUAACCCAGAUCAAGAUGACAUUGGACAAGGCAAGAAAACAGGUAACCCAGAUCAAGAUGACAUUGGACAAGGCAAGAAAACAGGUAACUCAGAUCAAGCUGUGCAAGAUGAUAUUGGACACGGCAAGAAAACAGGUAACUCAGAUCAAGCUGUGCAAGAUGAUAUUGGGCACGGCAAGAAAACAGGUAACCCAGAUCAAGAUGAUAUUGGACAAGGCAAGAAAACAGGUAACCCAGAUCAAGAUGACAUUGGACAAGGCAAGAGAACAGGUAACCCAGAUCAAGAUGACAUUGGACAAGGCAAGAGAAAAGAUAACCCAGAUCAAGAUGACAUUGGACAAGGCAAGAAAACAGGUAACCCAGAUAAAGAUGACAUUGGACAAGGCAAGAAAACAGAUAACCCAGAUCAAGAUGACAUUGGACAAGGCAAGAAAACAGAUAACCCAGAUCAAGAUGACAUUGGACAAGGCAAGAAAACAGGUAACCCAGAUAAAGAUGACAUUGGACAAGGCAAGAAAACAGAUAACCCAGAUCAAGAUGACAUUGGACAAGGCAAGAAAACAGAUAACCCAGGUCAAGAUGACAUUGGACAAGGCAAGAAAACAGAUAACCCAGAUCAAGAUGACAUUGGGCAAGGCAAGAAAACAGAUAACUCAGAUCAAGAUGACAUUGGACAAGGCAAGAAAACAGAUAACCCAGAUCAAGAGGACAUUGGACAAGGCAAGAAAACAGAUAACCCAGAUCAAGAUGACAUUGGACAAGGCAAGAAAACAGAUAACCCAGAUCAAGAGGACAUUGGACAAGGCAAGAGAACAGAUAACCCAGAUCAAGAUGACAUUGGACAAGGCAAGAGAACAGAUAACUCAGAUCAAGAGGACAUUGGACAAGGCAAGAAAACAGGUAACCCAGAUCAAGAUGACAUUGGACACGGCAAGAGAACAGAUAACUCAGAUCACGAGGACAUUGGACAAGGCAAGAAAACAGAUAACCCAGAUGAAGAUGACAUUGGACAAGGCAAGAAAACAGAUAACCCAGAUCAAGAUGACAUUGGACAAGGCAAGAAAAAGGUAACCCAGAUCAAGAUGAUAUUGGACAAGGCAAGAAAACAGGUAACCCCUAAGCAUCCAGGCCUCCGAGAUCCGAACUGCAAAGCUAUUGCUAAGUCAUAA
Messenger RNA from Bolinopsis microptera, 5307 nucleotides. Its product is annotated as filaggrin-2-like. Gene Ontology annotation, cellular component: plasma membrane. Bases 1 to 5307 code for a protein of 1768 amino acids. Gene Ontology annotation, biological process: hormone-mediated signaling pathway; activation of adenylate cyclase activity; adenylate cyclase-activating G protein-coupled receptor signaling pathway. Gene Ontology annotation, molecular function: G protein-coupled peptide receptor activity. Lineage: Eukaryota; Metazoa; Ctenophora; Tentaculata; Lobata; Bolinopsidae. The transcript is spliced from 4 exons. The record is from RefSeq and is a predicted model, not a curated record.